Colletotrichum lupini is the source of this 1497-nucleotide messenger RNA. RefSeq names its product fungal cellulose binding domain-containing protein. Bases 1 to 1497 code for a protein of 498 amino acids. Gene Ontology annotation, molecular function: cellulose binding; hydrolase activity, hydrolyzing O-glycosyl compounds. The record is from RefSeq and is a predicted model, not a curated record. The transcript is spliced from 8 exons. Gene Ontology annotation, cellular component: extracellular region. Gene Ontology annotation, biological process: carbohydrate metabolic process. Lineage: Eukaryota; Fungi; Ascomycota; Sordariomycetes; Glomerellales; Glomerellaceae.
AUGGGCAUAUCCGCCCGUGUUCCCGAGACGCCAUUGAUGGAAUUUCAGAUGUCUCUACACGACAAGCCUCUCUUGAAGAGGGGGCGCCAUGGAAGACGUCGAUCCGGCGAGGCGGUUCCGGAUAUUGACAGCUCUAUUGAAGCGGAGUCGGGCUCUGGAACCCUCUCACCGCCCAUCAUCGACCGAAUCUUCAAGAUGAAGUCCGCAGUCGCUGGUGCCCUCGCCCUCGCGGCCGCCGUCUCAGCACAAGCGCCCCUAUAUGGCCAAUGCGGGGGCCAGGGCUGGACUGGGGCAACGACCUGCGUUUCCGGGUCAGUCUGCACGUACAGCAACCAGUGGUACUCGCAGUGUCUGCCCGGCUCCGCCGCGACGACGACUUCCCGGUCCAGCACCCUCGCGACCUCGACCCGCGCGGCAACCACCUCGUCCGUCGGCGCAACGUCCCGGACGUCCUCGGCCACGACCCCGCCCAGCACCGGCUUCCCCAAGGCCGUCGGCACCAAGUUCAGCAUCGACGGCGUGGCGAAGUACUACCCCGGUACCAACUGCUACUGGUGCAGUUUCCUCACCAACGCGGCCGAUGUGGACCUUGUCCUGGGUCAUCUCAAGACCUCUGGUCUCCGGAUCCUUCGUAUUUGGGGUUUCAACGACGUCAACACGAUUCCCCAGUAUGAUAACUGGUUCCAGUACCUGAGUGCGUCGGGUUCGCAAAUCAACACUGGCGAGAACGGUCUCGGACGCCUGGACACCGUCGUCGCUUCAGCUGAGAAGAACGGCAUCAAGCUCAUCAUCAACUUUGUCAACAACUGGAACGACUAUGGCGGAAUCAACGCCUACGUCAACGCCUUCGGAGGCGACCACAACGGCUGGUACACCAACACGGCGGCCCAGACGCAGUACCUCAAGUACGUCCAGACCGUGGUCAACCGGUACAAGGCCUCGCCCGCCAUCUUCGCGUGGGAGCUGGCCAACGAGCCCCGCUGCCAGGGCUGCGCGACCUCCGUCAUCUACAACUGGGCAAAGUCCACGUCGGCCUACGUCAAGUCACUGGAUCCUAACCACAUGGUGACGCUCGGUGAUGAGGGUAUGGGUCUGCCUGGAGACACUUCGUACCCCUAUCAGUAUGGUGAGGGAACGGAUUGGGUUGGUUUGCUGAACAUUACUACCUUGGACUUUGGGACGUUCCACCUCUAUCCUAACUCAUGGAGCGUUGGAUACGACACUGGCGCCAAGUGGGUAGCCGACCACGCAAAGGCCUGCGUUGCCGCAAACAAGCCCUGCUUCUUUGAAGAAUACGGCGCGCCAUCCGACCACUGCACGAUCGAGAGACCAUGGCAGAUCGCCUCGGUCGCCACCGCGGGCAUGGCCGGCGACGCUUUCUGGCAGCUGGGAGAUACCAUUAGCACCGGACAGUCGCACAAUGACGGUAACACCAUUUACUACGGUACCGACGAGUGGACUUGCUUGGUCACCAACCACGUCGCCGAGACCAAUUAG